This is a messenger RNA of Ostreobium quekettii, 1575 nucleotides long. The record is from the annotation of a GenBank genome assembly. Lineage: Eukaryota; Viridiplantae; Chlorophyta; Ulvophyceae; Bryopsidales; Ostreobiaceae.
AUGGACAAUGGCCUUCGGCGAUCCAAGCGGCUCAAGGCUGGGGGUGUUUCGUGGCGCUGUGCCCUACCUGAAGUUCUGCGACUAGUGCUGGCCAUGGUGGAAGAGCACAAGGUCAAUGUAUUCCUCAAGCAUGCUCGCCUUGUGAACCGGCACUGGUCGGCAUGGGCGACAAAUGCCACAAGGCACCUAGGAAUUGGCUGUGGGCCUGAUGAUUGUGUGAAAUGCAACAAGUUGUUAAAGACCUUCACAAGGCUAGAGGAUGUUGCUCUUAUUGGUGUUCGGGAUUAUGACCUGCUGGACAUUCACCGACUGCAAAGGGUGACGCAUCUGAAAGUUGAGUAUGACAGGCAUGUCAUUGCCAAUAUGGUUCACUUACCCUUGGUGCAAGUGGGUGCUUUAACAACACUGGUUGCUUUGGAACUAGGUUCAGAUGCCAAGCUAGCUUACCCACGCAUUCCUAUUGAGGACAAAGAUGUGAAUAUGCUGGUGAAUUUGAAACGUCUCACAACACUCGACCUCAGCCACAGCCAGGUUACAAGUAAAUGUGUGGGAGCGUUGGAACAGCUACCUUUCCUCACUAAUAUUGACCUUAGUGGGUGUAGAUUUGGAGAUUCUGAUGUGCAACAGUUGGCGGGCUUGACAAGAAUUUCAUCUGUGCAGUUGUGUGAGUGCCUGCUUGGUGACAAUGGGAUGAAAGCGCUGAGCUUGAUGCCAAAUCUGACUCUGCUGAACAUUGGGCGUUGCCCAAACAUUUCGAACGAGGGUGUAGCUCAUCUUGGGUCUCUGACUAAGCUCACUGAAUUGCAUUUGCCCCCUCAAACUUGUGCCAGUGGCUUGCAGCACUUGGCUGCCCUGACUCCAAUGUCAUCCCUCUUUCUGAACCACACUGAAACUGCAGUGGUGCAUGGCAUUGGCGAUGUGGGAGUGGCGUACCUAGUACAGUUUCGUUGGUUGUCUAGGCUUGUCAUUGGAAAUGAUCCAUUAAUUUCAGACGUUGGUGCCAUUUUGCUUGGGAAGCUAACUGGCCUCGUUGAGCUUGGAUUGCACUGCACCGAUGGUGCGAGGGACAUGGUAACGGAUAAUGGGAUCUUUGCGUUUACGGCGCUGACAGCUCUUGAGAGCCUUUCUCUGUCAGGCUAUUAUUACAUAACCAGCGCAGGUCUGCAGCACCUGAGCUGCCUCACAAAGCUCAGGGUUCUGAGGCUAGAACGUCUUCCCUGUUUGUAUGACAAUGCGAUGGCUGGCAUGACAUCGCUCACGUUACUUGUAGAGCUCAGCUUGCACAAUUGCUGGAAUGUCACUCAUGAGGGUGUGACGAAAUUGGAGCAUUUGGCAUCUUUGACCAAAGUGGAUGUUGCGGGAUGCCAUAGAGUCAGCAAUGCGACCUUGAAGUCGCUGGGGAAAUUGCGUGCCCUUACCGAGCUGGACCUGACACUUAGGGGCUGGAUCACAAAUGCGGGCUUGAUGCACCUGGUGCCUUUGCCGUUUCUCAGGCAUGUCAACUUGCAUGGGCGCCAUGUGAAGAAAGGGCGUUUCGAGGCCCUGAAGAGGAAAUGGGAAAAAAUGCACAGUUAA